Nezara viridula (southern green stink bug) is the source of this 531-nucleotide messenger RNA. The record is from the annotation of a GenBank genome assembly. NCBI's taxonomy places the organism in Eukaryota, Metazoa, Arthropoda, Insecta, Hemiptera, Pentatomidae.
AUGACCGCCAUCCGAGACCUAACGGCUGAGGUUAAGGGAUUAAAAUUCGCCCUCGAUGCUAAUGCCAGUGAGCCUGUCCUGCGAAAACUGCAUGAAAUUUUAAUAGACAUCGGUGUCAAGACCCAUGACUUGGCCGAAUUCAACGACGAGGACGACGAUAUGGUUAGGCUACUCGAUUGUUCUGACAGCCAACUUGCCGGAGAUGUUAUUGAGAAAGUCGAAGAACAAUACCAGAUAUACUUUCACUGCGCUUUGACUCUAGUGCAAGUGAGUCUCCCAGUCACAUUCAGGGAGGCUGGAAUAUCUUCGACCCAUUACAAUAAUUUACAAAAGGGUCGUGUAGAUGAUGGCACUACCAAGAAUACCCGAUCAGUACCAGUUAAGACAAUAAUUCCACGCGUCGUACAACCCUCCAGAGUGAAACCAUCUGUCACACCUGCAGCUCGAAACAGUCUUUCCAGGAACAUCACAAGAUAUCUCCUUCAGAACCAGUUCUUAGUCAGAAAAGUAAAAGGAGAGGAGUACAAGUAA